AUGAGGGCCUGCUUAGUAUUCCUUUGCUUACUGGCAGCAACUUUUGCCCUGUCUGUAAAGAGUAAACGUCAUGGAAAACAUCAUGGAUUGCAUCAUGGAUUGCAUAAGACCUCACAUAAAGCCAAAGAAAAGGACAUUAUCACAGAGGAGGCCAACGAGCCGCAGAUCUUACCCACUCUAGUCACGUUUGAGGCCAGCAGCCAGGAGCAGGAAGAUGAAGAACUGAGUUCCCAAGACAAUGCUAAUGCUAACAAGGAGGAGGGAGAGUUUGAGGAGACUGAAAGGAGUGAAAAAAGCACUGCAGUCCUGCUGAGUGAGGAGGAGCUGGUAGACCUCUUGAAGAAAGAAGCAGAAGAAGAGCAGGAAGCCGAAGAAAGAGUGCUAGAGGAAGAACAAGAAGUGGAGACGGACAAAGGCAAGGUGGAGUCUGGUGAAGCCGUGGAGAACGACGAAGCUGAGGUGAAGGAGAGGAAGUUGGACGACAAAUUAGAAAUAAAGGUGACAGAUGAGGAAGAAAAAGAAGAGGUAAAGGAUGAGAGUGUAGAGGUCGCUGACAUGCUGGAGAAAGACGAAGAUGUGGUGGAAAAUGUGUCACCCAAGGAAAAGGAGGAAAAGUCUGUUGUAAAAAUAGCAGAAAGAGAGGAGCAAUUUUCAUUGCUGGAGGACACAGAUGGAAGCACAGAAUCAGAGAUCCCAGUUGAUCUCGACUAUGCUGCUGACAGUGGCAUCUUACAACCGCUACAGAUUGUAUCAGCUAAAAUAAAACCCAAAACAGCUGUUAAGGAGACGGAAACCAGUGAGAAAGGUCUGCCCGACAUUGCAGAUGACUACGAACGAGACACACAAAACACUGAGGCAGUGGACGGUGAGCAAGUGUCUGAUCAGGACGAGGACAAAGAUUCACAGAACAAAUCCAAAGAUGUUGAUGAGAAAAAACCUGAAGUACAUGUGGACCCACAAGAACCAAAGAGCAGCACAGGGUUUGAAUCAGGAUCUGAAGCGGCUGGAAAGGAGGAAGAGAAAAGUAAGAAUGACAGCGGAAGUCACACCAACGGAAAAACAAGGAAGCAAAAGAAGAACAAGAGGGCAAGGAAGCACUCUCCACAGACGGAGGAAACACAGUCUGAACCAGAACAGAGCCAACAGGUUCCUCAGCUGUCUGAGGGCGGCAGUAUUGACAAUACAGUCCAGAAGGCAAAGAGGAGAAGGGCAGGAAAAUGGGGUCCUUUAGUAGGAAUGAAUCCAGUGCAGAUAAGAGCCACAGUGGAUCUCUACCCGAGCUCCAGGCCCUCUCUUGGCGGAGGCGUGCAUCGCCCAGAAGCCCCUGCUGAUCCAUGUGACAACUUUCCCUGCAAACGUGGAAAGACGUGCAAACUUGAUGCGGAAAAUAAGCCAAGCUGUGUGUGUCAAGAGCCGUCAGAGUGUCCUCCCGGUGUGAAUGAGUUUGAUCAUGUUUGUGGAACAAACAACAAAACAUAUGAUACAUCGUGUGAACUCUUUGCCACUAAAUGCAACCUGGAGGGAACUAAGAGAGGUCAUAGACUUCAUCUGGACUACACUGGACCAUGCAAACUAAUACCUCUGUGUGUUGACACUGAGCUGAUCCAGUUCCCUCUACGAAUGAGGGACUGGCUGAAAAAUGUGCUGCUGCAGCUCUAUGAACACGACUCCAUUGCUCCUGGCUUCCUCACACCCAAACAGCGUUUUAGAGUGAAGAAAAUCUUUGAGAGUGAGAGGCGUCUUCAUGCUGGUGAUCACUCUGUUGAGCUGCUUGCACAGGACUUUGAGAAGAACUACAACAUGUACAUCUACCCAGUGCACUGGCAGUUUGCACAGCUGGACCAACACCCUUCAGACAGAGUCUUGACCCACUCAGAGCUGGCCCCACUUCGAGUCCCUCUGGUGCCGAUGGAGCACUGCACCUCCCGCUUCUUCCAAGAGUGCGACGCUGACAGGGACAAGCAGGUGUCCUUUAAAGAGUGGACUUCCUGUUUCGGUAUCAAGAAUGAUGAUAUGGAUGCCAACCUGCUAUUCUGAGCUUAAUUUUGUACUCCAUCGACUACACAAGCAGCUUGAAACGGUACA
Anoplopoma fimbria (sablefish) is the source of this 2085-nucleotide messenger RNA. It is a transcript of the gene sparcl1, whose product is annotated as SPARC-like 1. Bases 1 to 2037 code for a protein of 678 amino acids. Gene Ontology annotation, biological process: anatomical structure development. Gene Ontology annotation, molecular function: protein binding; collagen binding; calcium ion binding. The transcript has 10 exons. NCBI's taxonomy places the organism in Eukaryota, Metazoa, Chordata, Actinopteri, Perciformes, Anoplopomatidae. The record is from RefSeq and is a predicted model, not a curated record.